Archocentrus centrarchus (flier cichlid) is the source of this 3736-nucleotide messenger RNA. RefSeq names its product cold shock domain containing C2, RNA binding a (gene csdc2a). The record is from RefSeq and is a predicted model, not a curated record. Gene Ontology annotation, biological process: regulation of mRNA stability. Bases 317 to 790 code for a protein of 157 amino acids. NCBI's taxonomy places the organism in Eukaryota, Metazoa, Chordata, Actinopteri, Cichliformes, Cichlidae. Gene Ontology annotation, molecular function: mRNA 3'-UTR binding. Gene Ontology annotation, cellular component: cytoplasm. The transcript is spliced from 4 exons.
CCGUGUGCGCCGCAUCCAUACCAAGAUCCACUUAUUCACCACAUGUCCCCGCAGCCUUCACCGGACUUAAUGACAUAAUUAACUUACAUCACACCAAAACCCGGGGACGUCUCAAGUGUUGAUGUGACAGCUGAUCGGCGCUUUUACGGGUUUGCUCCACUCCUUCACCUGUAAGAGCUCAACUCUGAACGCCUCCGCUCCCUCGCAAACGUUUGUGCCAUGCAGGAGGUGUAAACCCUCCUCCUUCUCUUUCUCUGCGAGCCGCUGGAGGAAACCCAAAAGAGAGAAAAGAAAACCCAGACUCUAACAAGUCGCAAUGUCAGACCCUGACCCCUCCUCACCAGCAGACCCCCCUCUGCCCCUCACUUCCCCACGCACUCCCCUGCAGCUCUCCUUCCCCUUCCUGAGGGAGGGCAGCCGGGUUUGGGAGAAGGAGAGGAAACCACCACAGCCUGGAGAGCUGCCCAGCCCACUGCCUACUAAACGCACCCGCACAUACUCAGCGACAGUGCGAGCGAAAUCAGGUCCUGUAUUUAAAGGGGUGUGCAAAAACUUCUCCAGGUCUCAGGGUCACGGAUUCAUACGGCCUUCUCACGGAGGAGAGGACAUCUUUGUCCACAUCUCUGACAUUGAGGGAGAGUACGUGCCUAUGGAAGGAGACGAGGUUACAUACAAAGUGUGCCCCAUCCCUCCCAAGAACCAGAAGAUCCAGGCUGUCGAGGUGAUGAUCACCCACCUGAAUCCAGGCACAAAGCAUGAGACCUGGUCGGGUCAGAUCAUCAGCUCCUAGACCAGCGAUCUAGGUUUCAGAUCUGCAAAGGCGAAGAGGGGUUUAGAUUUAAUUUUAGAUUUUAUGUUUCGAGAGCAUAAUGAUCAGGUCUGGGGCAGAGGGAUCUGAGCUCGGUGUGCGGAGGACGCCGGUUGGCCUGAGGAGGUAAUGGGCCGGAAGGUCAACGUGAACAUUUAGGUAUAAAAGUUAGAGCUGGGAAUUAGGCUAUGAAUGUAUGUUUUUGAAUGUUUUUAUUUGGAGGCCAUGGUUUCAUCAUUUGUGCUUGAAUGUUUUUGUUGAGGGGUUAAAAUUUAGGAAGUUGGGGUUCAGGGUUUGGUGCUAGCAGUUUUACUUUGGGCUGGGGAAUAUAUUUUAGUUGGGAAACAAGAUGUCAUAAAGAAAGUGUGUUUAAUGAGUUGGAAUAAAGAUGCAUUAGAGGCCGAAAUGCAUUUUGAGCAAAUGAAACAAAUCUGUACAGACACAGACUUUGGGUUUUAUGGGACCAGCUCAGUGGAGGUCUGUGCUGUGCUCCCACUUUUGCACGCUGUGUGCCGCCACUGCCAAGACUCCUUCGAAAAGUCAGACUGAAAACAUGCAUUUUAGCCAUAUUGUGUCUUUGUUUACGACCACAGUAGGAGGGGUUGUUUACCAGAAGGAUUUAAAGGGAAAAAUCACUUUUGUAACAGCCGUCCACGAUGUUUACUAGAGGCUUGGCUUUAUGCCAGCUUGGCAGAGCCGCCUUCAAAAAUUCCAAGAUUUUCCAGGUUGUUUGAUGUGCCACUAAAAUUUCCCAAAUAAGUAUCCCAAAUGAGGAUACUUUCACUAGUAAGUAAGUUUUACACAUGUUCAGUUCACUCUUAAUGCGUUUCGGCCUAAAAUGCUGCGAGAAGUUCCACGUAUUAGGAAGACGUUUCCUUCUAAAUAUUGUAGCACUGCAGUAUUUUGUCUAUUUGGCAAGUGUAGAAAUCCAGUAUCAUUGUAGCCAGCUCCUAUGACGGUCUCAAGUUUUUGUGGUAGACAGUAGGUGGAGGAGGGCGUGUGGGCCUGCCGCUGGAAAACCAGGCCAGAGGGUUUGGGGUAUGGUGGAGGAAAUGGUGAGAGGGUCGAGGAACGGGCAGAGGAUGGAGUGAUCAUCUGUAGAGCACAGAUGCAGCUUGAUUUGGUGUAGAUGUUAUAAAGCACGUGGAAGGAGGAGGAUCAAGAUUUAAGUCAGCAGUUCUCAUCAGGUGAAGUUAAUGAUCUUAAAGAAAUAGUUUAACACCUUGGGAAAUACAGUUAUUUGCCUUACAGAUUAUAGGACUGAAAUCACCUUUAUGUCAGGGUUUCCUACUCUCACGCUUGUGGCGUGUGACAAAUGCUUUAACCUUCAGUCUCACGCUGCUGGAAUGAAUCUUAUUAAAGAAAAAGCUCAAAGCUACUCUUUUAUAUAAACAAAAAAGUUUAAACUAAGCUUCUGCACACAGGACAAAGUCUAAACAUCAGGCUUUUUCCCCACUACUUAUAACCAACGCUGAUCCAGAAACAGUGCAAACGAGCGUUAACGUGCUGAUGUUUACAAAGGCUUGCCAGUGAAUGUAGUUUAAUGUGCUUACAGGAAUCUUUUUUAGGAAUCUCUCUCAAAUACCUGCAUCCACAUCGAGCAUAGGAUCACCUACAGCUGCGUCCCCCAAAGUGAGAGAGCAGCUUCAUUAAUCGCAAUAUUAAUAAUAACUUAAGACUUUAGGCAUCUUCAGACUUUUUUUUACUGUUAUUAAAAGUCUGGUAUUCUGCUCAAAUUCAUCAUUAGAAUUAUAAGUAGUAGUAAGUGAAGUGAUGUUUACACUGACUGUCAUGUACUCUCUAAUCAUUAAAGUAAACAGGUAGCCUAGCAGCAAUUCAGUCAUAUUUUCCACAGGGACAGAGUCACUCUAUCUGGUAAAUUAUGCGUGGUAAAUAUGAAAAUAUACCCAGCCACCACAGCUUAGCUUAGCAUAGCAUAAAGACCAGAAACAGGGAAAAGAGGUAGCCUGGCAUUUCCUAGAACCUUAGGCUAAGCUAACCAGCUGCUAUACAGCCACAGACAUGAGAGCAGUCUUGAUUUUUUUUUAUUCACGCAGCAGAAAAGCAGUAAAUGUUGGAACUAUUUCUUGAAAUCAUUCAUGUAAAAAACAAAACAAAAGCAAAGCUCCGUCGGGCCUCCUGGAGGGUGAAGCUGAGGAGAACGAACUGCUGAUUUUUAGUUUUAUUUUUAAGCUGGAAGGUUGAACAUUUGGGAGUUUAGGAAGUCUCAUAUGUCAUGGCGAAUGACUGUGGAGAAAAACAAAAAAGCAAGCAAACAAAAAAAAAAAAGAAGAGCAGCAAAUGCUUCCUAACAAAAUUAUUUAUUUAUUGACUUAUUUAUUUUUCAUUUGUAACUAGGAGAACAUCAGGUGUUUGGUAAUUAAACGCUGCAUUUUUAAGUAUUUGUGCAAAUCUGAGCUUGUUUGACAAACGCUGCACACCACUCUUAUGAUACUACCCUGUCAAGAACCCUUUGCUACGAUCCACGUCGUUAUCGAGAGGCAAAAAAGAAAAAAAAAAAAAGACUUUUCUUAACACAAGUUUCUAAUUUCUACGUAAUCUUUGGCUAAUUUUUAAUAACUGUGUCGUUCAAAAUGACAAGCAGUUUGGUUUGUUUUGGGAAUCGGCAUGUUCUGUACCGUUUGUCGUAAUCUUUAUGUACAAUGUGUUAAUUCAUCAUGCAGUAAACACUGUUGGAGCCUUCAGAGAGGUGUCAUCAGAUAUCCUAUGCAUCUUUGAUUUUUUUUUUUUUUUUUGCCACGAGCAUGACUUAACAUCAUGGUAGCACAAUGUAUCUGUUUAGUUUCAUUACUGUGAGAGAAAAGAGUUUGUGUUGGCGAGCACUUUUAUUUUUGUCAAAUCACUGUGACACUUGUCUUUUGUUGUUAAGAAAAAGUUUCAAUAAAACCAACAGUGGUAUUCACAAAA